Molecule: messenger RNA, 949 nt
Organism: Pocillopora verrucosa
Lineage: Eukaryota; Metazoa; Cnidaria; Anthozoa; Scleractinia; Pocilloporidae
Product: methyltransferase-like protein 27
Molecular function (GO): methyltransferase activity
Source: RefSeq, a predicted model, not a curated record
UAACUGCUUUUCACAGCUACAAUAACAGUAGUGGCCAUUACUGGAGUUUUGUUGUGUCUUUACGGACGCUAACAGCCUUUGAAACGUUUGAUAAAUAACUUCGUGACGGUUCUGUACCGUGGAAAGAGGCGUAAGAUCGCCCAGCACCAAUCAAGAAUUUCGGAAUUUUUUACUCUGAUAAAUCGAAAAAGACAAGAAUGGCUACAAAAGAUCAUGUCGCUGGCUAUGCAAAGUAUUUUGGGAGUAGAUUUGCAAACUUAUCUCCAGAAGCAACAACAGAGGAGCAGAUAAAAGAUGUGUACAAAGAAUGGGCGAGCAAGUUUGAUGAGGAAAACUCUAACGCACGGAUCGUCUGCCACAAGCCCCAAGCUGAAUGCUUAGACUCUGCCAUUAAGAAAUACCUGGACAAACCGAAAGAGGAAAUUAAAAUCAUUGAUUGUGGAGCUGGCACGGGCAGGGCUGGUGUCGAGCUCAACAAACUUGGGUACACCAACCUGUGUGCUCUGGACAUUUCACAAGAAAUGUUGGAUGAGGCGAAGAAGAAAAAAAUCUACCAAAAAUUUAUCUGCGCCCCUCUAAAUGACCAGCAAAGUCCUGAGGUUAAAACCGGAGAGUACGACGCCAUGAUUUGCAUUGGUACGCUGGCUUCUGCGCAUGUCAAACCUGCAGCUUUGGUUGAAAUGAUUCGGAUGAUCAGGACUGGUGGUCUGGUGAGUUUUAACAUUCGGUAUGGUGAGCUAGAAGUCUACCAACCAAAAAUGGAAGAGCUGGAGAAAGCACGCAGCUGGGAAAAAGUAUCUAAAGAUACAGUGCCUCAGUUUGAUGUAGAUGACAUGCCUCCGACUUCUACUUUCUUUGUUUACAAAGUCUUGAAAUGUUAGUGCUACCACUAACAAGACCACAACGAGGAUGAAGUAGAUGAAUCAAAUCUUUUGAGAAUAAAACACAG